AGCGCGUAAUUGCCUCUUACACAAUCGUGAGAAGAGUUGGCCAUUUCGACGAGACCCGGUGUACAUGUCGCAGUCGUAGUCAGAGCAUUUAUAAGCAGACGACGCCAUCUCCGGGACAAGCGGGGCUCUAUCAAUAACGACUUUGCUUACCCAAGCUCAAGACACUCGUGCCAAUCGCAAUCGACUAGCAGGCACCGCUGUCGUCCGAGUCGCACGCAGCACCUUUGCAGAGGGCCCCACAUGGCCGUUAUAGCUCUCUGCAGUCAUGUCCAUGUCGCCAAACACGUCGCCCUCGUUCGACACGCCAGGAAAUUCUUUUCCUGACCUGGAUACUUCCAUUCAGUCCUUCGCCGCGCCUUUCGAUCCCACCCAGAUCCUGUCUCCCCCGAUGCACAAUGCUCCCUUCCACUUCUCUAUCCCCGAACUCGGCGAUAGUCAGUCGCCAUCUUCCGCCCACUUUCACCAUCGCAUGAGCAUCGGUAGCUCCGGCCACUUGCCGAAUCAGCUCCAACCUGGAAGCAUUGGCGACUCCGAUGCUGUCAGUCCUGCCAGUGGCCAAGACCCAGGUUCCGUAGGACCUGCGACAAAUGCUUCGGCCGGUCAACUGGGCGCAGAUGAUCAGAAAGACAAGAAUGACCCAUCACCAGCAUGGGCAGAGCUCAAGACAAAGGCCGGGAAAGAGCGUAAGCGACUUCCCCUGGCCUGCAUCGCUUGCAGACGUAAGAAGAUUCGCUGUUCAGGCGAGAAGCCUGCUUGUAAGCAUUGCCUACGGUCUCGCAUACCAUGCGUAUACAAGGUCACCACCAGGAAGGCUGCGCCGAGGACGGACUAUAUGGCUAUGUUGGACAAACGAUUGAAGAGAAUGGAAGAGCGCGUCAUCAAAAUAGUACCCAAAGAGGAUCAAGGUCGCAUAGGAACCAUCGGCCGAGCUGUUGUCAAGCCUGCCAUCCCCGGAUUGCCCUCGAAGAACGAAAAGAAACGACCGGCCGACGCAGCUUUUGGCGACGACAUCAAUGACUGGUCGAAAUCCAAGUCCGGAGGCAGUGCGGAAGCUCGUCUAAAGAUUGGCCCCCAAGAACAGGAUGAACGUCGACUGCUUCAAGAAGGAGCUGACCAAUUACCUUCUCACGAACUACAAAUUCACCUAGCUGAGGUUUAUUUUGACUACGUUUACGGUCAGAGCUAUCAUCUGCUGCACAAGCCCAGUUUCAUGCGAAAGCUUGAAGUCGGGCAGGUACCGCCAGUGCUCAUUCUGGCAGUGUGCGCAAUAUCUGCUCGCUUUUCGUCGCAUCCUGAUGUGAAAACGGAACCCGCCUUUCUAAGAGGCGAAAACUGGGCCAGCGCAGCGAGAGAAAUCGCACUGAAGAGAUAUGACUCGCCUAACAUCACGAUCCUGAUAGUAUAUUUGAUUCUAGGUCUGCAUGAGUUUGGAACGUGUCAGGGUGGCCGAAGUUGGAUGCUUGGUGGUAUGGCUCAGCGAAUGGCAUAUGCUUUACAACUGCACAAGGAUUUAGACCACGACACCUCAACGCGCGCCUCAGGAAACACUGCUGAGCUCACAUUUACCGACAGAGAAAUUAGGAGGCGUACAAUGUGGGCCUGCUUUAUGAUGGAUCGAUUCAAUUCGUCAGGAACCGAACGACCGCUUUUCGUCAACGAUCAAUACAUUCAGGCUCAGUUGCCUGUCAAAGAACACUUCUUUCAAUUCGAGAUUCCGGGAACCACGGAGAUACUCGAAGGACCAGUUUCUGGUGACGUCGAGAGAACCGGAUCUCACGCACUCUCAGCGACCGAGAACAUGGGCGUUGCUGCAUACAUUGUCCGAUUAGUAGCUAUAUGGGGACGUGUCAUCCGAUACAUGAACCUCGGGGGAAGAGAAAGGGACAAGGAGCCUAUGUGGUCCACACAAUCUGAGUUCCACGCCAUAAAGGAAGCAGUGCGCGAGUGGCAAUCCACACUUCCAACAUGGCUCUACUGGUCGCAAGAGAACCUGGAAACUCAUGCAAGCGAGAAGAUUGCUAAUCAAUUCAUCUUCAUGCACUUGAUCUGCAACCAGAUUAUCUGUUUCACUAACCGAUUUGCUCUCCCAUCACCAGGCUCCAAAUCUGCAAGCCUUCGAGAUACUCCCCAGACAUUCAUCACCGAAAGUGGACGAGCAGCUUUGGAUGCAGCCAACCAGAUUUCGAUCUUGGUGAACGAAGCCAUGGAUCACAGGGUCAUUGCACCAUUUGCGGGAUAUUGUGCCUUCUUCUCCAGCACUGUUCACAUAUACGGUGUAUUUUCGAAGAACCCAGCACUUGAAGCAUCCUCGAAGCAGAAUUUGGCGACUAACAUCAAAUACCUUACGAGGAUGAAGAAGCAUUGGGGCAUGUUCCAUUUCGUCACAGAGAACUUGAAAGAUCUGUAUCGCAAACAUGCGGACGCUGCGUUCCGAGGUGCACAAGCCGGAGGGAAUCAGAAGCCACAGGAGACCAUCUUCCAGUAUGGCGAUUGGUUUGACAGAUAUCCGCAUGGCGUCAGUGGUACAGACUACGAGGAACCCGUCACUGCAGAUGUCAAGAAGGAGCCAGGCUCUGACGCGGUGUUGGGUCAAAAGAACGAUCUACAGAGUGUAGAAGAGUUCUUCUCAAAGCUGAGCCCGCCGAGUAGGACAGCAAAGCAGAAGGCGCCGAGGAAGAAACGCGGAAAGGCAGAAAUACAACCAAAAGCGGCAGAUGGACAAGCGGCAGGAGCGUCUGGGUCAGCGUCAGCCACCUCUGGCUUCCCAACACAGCAACAAAACCAAGCACUAUCGCAAGCCCAGGCGCAGGCGCAACGGCAACGCCCAGCAGCCACCGUCUCACAGAUGGCAGCCGGGUCCAUGAAUUCCAACUUCGGCGUGAUGAGUCCACAAAACAACACCAAUUUCCCUGCAGAGCUUGCCAUGAUGCAGCAACGACAGCAAACAGAUCAGCAACAGCAGCAUCACCAGUACAACAACCUGCUCAACCUCGAUACCAAUAUGCCUAUCUCGCCCUACUCGAACCUCGAUCCUUCAUCUAACAGUGCCAAUCCGUUUUCUAUCGAUCUCAAUGCCUUUGACUUCGGCAUGAACAGCAACGCGCCCUGGGACAAUCAAGGACACAGUUCAGCUUGGUUCAUGCCCUUCAACGUCGAUCCACCGUCGGUCGGACCGGGAAGUCUAGGCGAUGAUGCAGGAGGUCUGUUCGCUGCAGAUUCUGUUGGUGGGUUCGAUGUCAACUCGCUGUUCCCGGACUUCGGAGGUGCUCACCCCGGACUGUUGAUGCCGGAGCACGGGUUUGAAGACAACAAUAACAACAACAAUAAGGAGUGAUGCAGUUGAUGCUAUGUGUAUAUGUGCAAAAGAAGGAACAAGGAGGACUAGAUGUGAAUACUGGAGUUUGCAGGGGAUUAGGCUUGGGGUCAAAGUUGUACGUUUUAAUGAACACAAGUGUGUAUGUAGAGAUGUAGAUUGUAUACGCAGCCAAAGACGCUGCAACUUCAUCCUCUAAA
This is a messenger RNA of Aureobasidium pullulans EXF-150, 3513 nucleotides long. RefSeq lists its product as uncharacterized. The record is from RefSeq and is a predicted model, not a curated record. NCBI's taxonomy places the organism in Eukaryota, Fungi, Ascomycota, Dothideomycetes, Dothideales, Saccotheciaceae. Gene Ontology annotation, biological process: regulation of DNA-templated transcription; DNA-templated transcription. Gene Ontology annotation, molecular function: DNA-binding transcription factor activity, RNA polymerase II-specific; DNA binding; zinc ion binding. Gene Ontology annotation, cellular component: nucleus. Bases 266 to 3334 code for a protein of 1022 amino acids. The transcript has 3 exons.